Messenger RNA from Nerophis lumbriciformis (worm pipefish), 1952 nucleotides. RefSeq names its product SH3 domain containing 21 (gene mnmip1). Lineage: Eukaryota; Metazoa; Chordata; Actinopteri; Syngnathiformes; Syngnathidae. The record is from RefSeq and is a predicted model, not a curated record. Gene Ontology annotation, molecular function: protein binding.
ACCCACCCUCUUUCUUCCUCGCUGUGUUGACUUGCAAUGACAAGCCUGAGGAAAUGCUGCUGAAUGUUAAUGUUUGACGAGAAGGAAGACAAUACUGGCAGCUACUGCUUCGGAUUUUUGUUAAAAAAAGGGUCGAGAGGUUCACACAGCUGAGGAAUAAAGAAUCGAACACGAUGGAGGUGCUGGUGCUGUUUGACUUCAAGGGCACCAUGGAAGACGAGCUCACGGUGCAGACGGGCGAUGUGUUGAAAAAGGUCACCCAGGCCAGCGAGGAAGGCUGGCUGGCGGGCGAGCUAAAUGGGAAGCGUGGCAUCUUUCCAGCCAGCUUUGUGAAGGAGGUGCCAGUUUCUUUGAGAGGGAACAGCAAGAGGGUACCGCGAAGCGUUCGAUCAACAAAGAAAAUGAUGAAACAAGCGAGGACGUGUAGGGUGGCGUACGCCUAUGACCCCAUAAACGAAGACGAGCUGCAGUUGGUGGUCGGGGAGACUAUAGAUAUCAUAAGCACGAUCGAAGAUGGAUGGUGGAUGGGGAUUAAGAACGGCAAAGUGGGUGUGUUCCCGUCCAACUUUGUACAAGAAAUCUUUGUCAGCCAAAAAGAUGGAAAACACAAUGACAUCAAGACCAGACCAAAACUCAGUGAUGCUACUUUCAGUAAAGAGAAGGCAUCUCAAAAAGCAUCCGUACGCAGUAAAGCAAAACGCGUGGUGGAGUGUUGCCAUGUCAUGUUUGACUACGAGGCCAGAGCUGAAGACGAGCUGGAUCUCAAGACUGGAGAGAACGUCGUCAUACUGAGAAAGGAAACAGAAGAUGAAGGCUGGUGGGAGGGCGAGUUGAACGGACGCUGUGGAUUCUUCCCUGACAACUUCGUCAUGGUGAUACCACCAAUGGACAGUGAGGCUGGCAACACGAGCCUACCACCUGCACGAAGCAUCAAAAAGGAAGUCGCAGCACCAAAAGAAGGUCCGGCCAUGGACAAAGGAGUCCCAACCAAGGCAAAAGAUGACAAAAACGAGCUUAAGGACUUGAGAAGCCAUCCUCCGGCCAAAGUCAAGCUUCCGAGCAUCAAAAAACUCAGCCCACCUGCAACCAAAGACAAACCUGCGAAGCUUUCACCAAAAGCCAACGGUGAUGCGGGGCCUAAGUCACCAAGAACCCCGGUGAAGAAAAACGCCAACCAUUUUGACGACGUUGACAUGGACAGCGACAAGCUGAACCAUCCCACGGCGACCCGGGCCAAACCCCCCCAGAGGAGACCCCCGUCAGGCGGGGCAACCGGACCACAAACGCAGACAGAGUCUCAACCAGAGUCGACCAAAAAAGUCCAGAAUGAAAAACUUCCCGGCUUGCAAAAGGGUGCAGAGCAACUCAAGCCAACGAAGCCUGAAUGCCCGCCCAAGUCGCCGGCCCCAGUUCGACCAUCGCCUCCCCGUGUGGUGACGGACAGUCGAAAGGUGGCCCACAAACAAGAGGGCACACUGGAAAUCCUCCAGGCUGACAUCAAGGACCUGCGGAAAGCGCUAGAGCUUCUACAGGCGCAACAUGUACGUGACAUAGAGCAAGUGAAAGAAGAACUGAAGGAAGAGAGAAACAAACGACUGGCACUGCAGGAAGAAGUGCACGUGUUGGGAGGGAAACACUAGAACUGCAACAUUGAAACAAGCUCUUAUUCUGCUGGCACAAAGACAAGGGCUUACAUUUAAAAAGGACUUCUAAGAAUUAAAAAUGUAUAUGUUGUGAAUGCUGGAAAAGGACGGAUUACUAUUUUUUAUAUUUAUCUGUCGUGUUUAACAUUUAGUCUUCUGAAUGUCUCAGCAGAAUAUUAUGUAUCAUAUGUAAAGAUAGUGUCAUGUCUGUUGAUCAAGGGUUUGAUCAAUUAACAGCUGAUAAUGUUUAUUCUAUGCAAGACUGUUGUACUAUUAAAAUCCACCUGGGGGCGCCAUGUUGCUAUUAAA